Molecule: messenger RNA, 1383 nt
Organism: Trichoplax adhaerens
Lineage: Eukaryota; Metazoa; Placozoa; Uniplacotomia; Trichoplacea; Trichoplacidae
Exons: 15
Coding region: 1-1383 (460 amino acids)
Source: RefSeq, a predicted model, not a curated record
AUGAAGAAAAAAGAUGAUAAGCAGUUAGAAAAAGAGAAAAGAGAACAAGGAUUUGUACUUUAUAUCAAUGGAGCUAACCUAGUCAGCAAAUUCAAACCUCAAGCUCCGCCACCUAGACAAAAUCUUUCUAGAGUAUCUAGUCGUGCUAGAACUGCUCCGCAGGAUAUCUUGAAGGAUACUGACUGGGUUCCAAUCAAUUUUGGAGAUGUGGACCAAAUAAAUCCCGAACGGGUCAAAUCUGCUCCGGCCAAACAUAUAAGAAAAGGAUGGAGUCAGCAAUCAAUUGAAAUAAAAGCAGAAACUGGCGAACCCUUGCACGCCCCGGCCAACCGACAAAUUCCAAAUCCAGCUUCUACAACUUCUGCAACAGCGAAUGAUGCUAAUCAGUCGUCUUCGUCCCAAAGUAAAGCCGAUCAAGUAGAUGAAGAAAUGCCAAGUGACAAUGACGAUGAUGUUGAAGACGAAAUUACUGAAGAUCUUGGUAUUAAUCAACUUAGACUUAGUUAUGAUGAUCUAAAGACAUUAAGACGAAGUUUAGAAGCUGAUGCAAAUAUUAGAGCAAGUUUACAUGAAGAAAUUGAGGAAGAGAUAGCUGGAGAUGAUGCUGAUGAUGAUCAUGAAAUUGAAACUGAUGAGGAUAUUGAGGAAACAAUUGAGGAAUCAGUAGAUGAUACUCCGGUAGUCAAAUCUUCUGAAGAGCCUCCGGUCCAGAUUCAAGAUAGGACGUUCUUAUUAGACUUUAGCAGUUCCGUUAGAAGAAGUAAACAAUUAAGCGUUGCAAGAAAGAAAACUGAAUCAACUUAUCAAACUAAAGAUGAUGACGAUGCGUCUACGACAAGUGCGAAAAAGGAAGAGUAUCAAUCAAAUAUUGGAGAUGACAUAAAAAGAGAAGAUGAUCAACAAGACGGAAAUACAAAUGUAGAGAAAAGCACAUCGGAGGUGGCAAUUCAAGCUACAUCAGAGGGCCUAACCUCUAAUACUCUUCACCAGGUCGUCGAUAAAGUGAAACAGUUACAUUCAAGUCAGCAACGACGAUUGUUACGGAUGCUAUCCAAACUUGGUGAUAAUCCAUCGUUGCUCUCAGUAUAUGCAUCAACUUCGGCUUCUCAAAAUGAUUACACUAAUAAUGAUGAGGAAUUGGUAGAGAAUGCAAGUUUUAAAGUAGUAACACUUGAGAUUUUGUCAAAUUGGGGACAUCCGGAUAAAUUAGGGAUGACCGAAGUACAAUUCUAUGACGAUUAUUCAAAUAAAUUGAUUAUUAAUAAUGUCGGUGUGAUAUUGCAAGGCGAAGAAUUAACAUCAGCUUCAUUACCGAAUAUUACGAAUGGAAAAACUAAGGUUCACGUUACAAGAUCUUCAGUUUCAGAUAGCAUAACUAAUUAG